Molecule: messenger RNA, 2854 nt
Organism: Labrus mixtus (cuckoo wrasse)
Lineage: Eukaryota; Metazoa; Chordata; Actinopteri; Labriformes; Labridae
Gene: wdr89
Product: WD repeat domain 89
Exons: 2
Coding region: 172-1323 (383 amino acids)
Molecular function (GO): protein binding
Source: RefSeq, a predicted model, not a curated record
GAUAGUUGUCUAUGUUGUCAGUUGUUUCGCUGCGUUAUGGGAGUUUGUGGACGUUGUGGGAAAGUAGGCAGGUUGAAGUAAAUAACGCAUAAUAACACGUUUAUAUCAGCUUGUGACUCCUACAAAAAGGAUUUGAACGUGUGGUUGAAUCCCAUCACACACUGAGCUGUCAUGGAGGGUUUGGAGGAGAAGCUGAAAGGUCUUUCCAUCGCUCGGCGGUCUCGCCCAGAGGAGCCCACUUACCUGCUGGACGUCGCCCUGCAGUCGACUGGCCUGCUCGCCGUCUCCUGCUCCGACUUCGCCGUCCACGUUCACGACAAGGACACGCUGGACCAACUCGGGGAGUGUCGGGGCCACGACAAACCGCUUUGUGGGGUCGUUUUCUCCCGCCGCUCCCCUGGCUUCCUCUACUCCGGCUCUGCGGACGGGACAGUGAAGGGCUGGGACGUCCGGUGCCCGGCGACAGAGCCGGCCCAGAUGUUCAAAAGCGACCCCUCGCACAGCUACUGCAGCUUCGACCUCAGCUGCAGCGACACGCUCCUGUGUGCCGGCACAGAGCAGGUGAACGACGAGGACAGCUUCCUGGUUUUCUGGGAUGUCAGAAAACCAGGCGCUGGGCUUCUUGGGGUGUAUUCUGAGUCACACAGUGACGACAUCACACAGGUGCGAUUCCAUCCUAGAGACAAGGACCGUCUGGCGUCCUGCUCCACAGACGGCCUUGUGAAUGUUUUUGACCUGAGCCGAGGGGCGGAAGAGGAGGCGCUGCUGGCAACCUGCAACAGCGACUCCUCUGCUGGGUCGGUUUGCUGGUCUGGCGCUGACUACACACAGCUGCUGUGCCUGAGCCACGACGAGGGGCUGCACCUCUGGGACCUUGGUCAGCUUGACACAGAGGAGCCUCUCACUAUUUUCAGCUCUUCCGACGCUCGCGGCCUGACUCCGCUCGCCGACAGAGGAGGCGUUGAUUACCUGGUGGGAGGGAGCUGGCUGGAAGACGCACAGAAGCUGCUGGUGGUCGGAGGGAAGAACAGCGGGGAUCUCCACCUGAUGGAGUGUGACAACAGGGGGCUCCAUCUGCUCAGGAGCCUAAAGGGCGGCCAUGCCUCCACCGUGCGGUGCUUCUUAUGGGACGCGGCGGAGGAGGCUCUGGUUACAGGAGGAGAGGACGCUCAGCUGUUGCUGUGGAAACCAGGAGGGGAGGACCUUGCGUCAGCGAAAAGGGAGUCAAAGAAGAGCGAAUCAGCUUUGAAACUAAAAUCCAGGCCGCAUAAAAAACACGGCUACCAGAGAGAGAAAAAGGAGGCAAGACAAGACAAUGAAUGAAGUGUUGAAACACUGAGUCUUACGAACUCGACUGUGGAGGCUUCUCACUACUCUGCCAACAGAAAAAUCUGUUUCAAAGUCAAUAUUUUGUCUAAAUAUUUCUACAUAUCGCACACAUCUCCACAGGAUUAACAUCCCUUUAGGCCAGAAAAGACUCCGACAACACUCAGUCAGUCACAAUGUGUUUACAACAGCUGACUUUUUAAUCUUUUUGCUUUUGUGGAAGCCUUAACCCUAACAAGUUCCUGAAUGCUAAUUUGGAUUGUUCCCAUAGAAAUAGAGAUACGCUGAGUUUUGAAAUGUCCAAACUAUUAUUCUUAGUGUGUUUUAUUACUAACCUAAUUUAAUAGAAUGUACUUUACAUGAAUUAACUUCUUUGCAAUUAUUAUUAUAUAUAUAUUAUAUAUAUAUUAUAUAUAUUAUAAUUAUUCAACUCUGAGCUUGGAUGUAUUUAAAUAGUUUGUUUUGAAGUUUGAAGUGUUUUAGUUUAUUAUUGUGUCAUACAUACACAAUACACAUACAUAGUUGUUUGUGGUCCCUCCUUCUGAAGUGUCACUGGAACAUAACUUACAAACUGCACAUCGCCGAUCUUUCUCAGAGACGGAAUAACACUCCCACGCUUCUUUCUUGUUCGACCAUCAAAACAAAUCAGAGUUUGUUCAACAGGUGACUUCUUCUGCCCAAUAAUAAAACUCUGAAUCAGCAGUUUGGUAAACUAGCUCGCCUGCUUUGAUACAAUUGAUGUGAUACAACAGAUGCACUAUGACUUCUGGCAUCAGCCACAUUGAUUGCAGACGGGCCCGAUAUCAACCAAUACCAGUGUUCAGCUGACACAUGGAUGCCUUCCCACUCACUCAGUACAUGAUCAAGCUUUUAGACUACAAACUGGAGCAUUGAUCUUAAUAACUGUUUACAGUCAGUGAUCACAUCGAACAGAUUUUAUUGCUCGUAUAUCAGAAACAUGACUUGAAAACGUUUUACUUGAAUGGGAAGGAAACAAAUCUGUUCCAGCCUGUUUCGACCUUCACACUCAUGCCUGGUAAUUAUAAAUGAUCUUAUCUGUAGUGUGUCCCGUAAAUGAUUGGAUCUAAAUGAAUGCUUUAGUGGGAGGAGUCUUAAAAAAGCAUUAGGGGAUGUUACUUAAUGACAGGAGAUCGGUAUAGGAUACACUUCGGAAGCCCAAUUUCAGAUGUGAAGUAGUCCAGAUUCAUUAAAGAAAUCCAGAUACAGAUUAAAUGAUAGUAUUUGGAAAUUAGUUCUCAUGUACAGUAUAUUUAUUACCUACCUACAUACUAAUGAAUGUUCUUGCUGGAAGAGGGACAGAGCUGAUGGAUACUUAAAGACUCAAAUGAAUCUCUUAAAUUUGUGGGAUUUUACGCGAGACAAAGAAACAAAAGCACGACUCUAGGAUUCUUCAGGAAGAUCUAUAAAAUCAAAGUCAUGACAUAAAAAAACCUUAAUUUCCCUCACUGUACGGUUGUAUUCUCAUUGGCCACUGGAGGAGCAAGUCAAUAAAUGACCAUUUACCUCA